Molecule: messenger RNA, 462 nt
Organism: Funneliformis caledonium
Lineage: Eukaryota; Fungi; Glomeromycota; Glomeromycetes; Glomerales; Glomeraceae
Source: the annotation of a GenBank genome assembly
ACCUUUCCUAAAGUGUGUGAGCUCUAUGAGCUUAGCGAUGACCUGAAUCCUAAUAUCGAUGUAUAUCCCAUUUUUCAUUGUGGUUCUGCUAACCUAAGUAGCGAAAAGUCUGAAACCGUGAUUAAGCAUCUAAUAGCUGAAUUAAAACUUUGCCAAGAUAUUACUCCUCUUGACAAGGCAUAUGAGGCAACAAAGACAAUUUAUUCUUACUGCUAUUUAGUUUCUGAGGUCUCGUUUUACAAAGAUAAUUUUAAGCUCAUACCGGAAAAACUUAUCGAAAGUCGAAAUAGACAAGAGAACCUUGAUUAUGCAGUAGAGUGUCGUUCGACUGGUAGAAUCCUUGGUGUAAUCGAAGUUAAGAAGGAAGAUUUUAUGAAGGGAUUUGCCCAGAUGUCUGUGCAGAUGGAGUCAACUUGUCACGUAAAUGCAAGGCAGAUGAAAUCGAUAACAGACAGGAUGUAG